Molecule: messenger RNA, 1971 nt
Organism: Saccharomyces paradoxus
Lineage: Eukaryota; Fungi; Ascomycota; Saccharomycetes; Saccharomycetales; Saccharomycetaceae
Gene: TOP3
Product: DNA topoisomerase 3
Exons: 1
Coding region: 1-1971 (656 amino acids)
Biological process (GO): DNA topological change
Cellular component (GO): nucleus
Molecular function (GO): DNA binding; DNA topoisomerase type I (single strand cut, ATP-independent) activity
Source: RefSeq, a predicted model, not a curated record
AUGAAAGUGCUAUGUGUUGCAGAGAAGAAUUCUAUAGCGAAAGCAGUUUCACAGAUCUUAGGAGGAGGCAGAUCAACUUCAAGGGAUUCUGGCUACAUGUACGUGAAGAACUACGACUUCAUGUUUAGUGGGUUCCCUUUUGCCAGGAACGGAGCUAACUGCGAGGUUACCAUGACCAGUGUUGCGGGGCACCUAACAGGCAUUGACUUCAGUCAUGAUUCACAUGGGUGGGGGAAGUGCGCCAUCCAAGAGUUAUUUGAUGCGCCACUGAACGAGAUUAUGAAUAACAACCAAAAGAAGAUAGCAAGCAACAUCAAGCGAGAAGCUAAGAACGCAGACUAUCUGAUGAUAUGGACGGAUUGCGACCGAGAAGGAGAGUACAUAGGUUGGGAGAUAUGGCAGGAGGCCAAGAGAGCCAACAGGCGCAUACAAGAUGAUCAAGUGUACCGGGCGGUAUUUUCCCAUCUGGAAAGGCAACAUAUAUUAAACGCAGCACGAAACCCAAGUCGAUUGGACAUGAAGAGCGUGCAUGCUGUAGGGACAAGGAUUGAAAUUGAUCUUCGAGCAGGCGUUACGUUUACGAGACUCUUAACAGAAACACUGCGAAAUAAACUAAGAAACCAAGUCGCCACGAGUAAGGAUGGCGGAAAAAGCCGCGGUGCUAACAAGAACGACUCACAAGUCGUAUCCUAUGGUACAUGCCAGUUUCCAACGCUCGGAUUUGUAGUAGACAGGUUUGAAAGAAUACGAAAUUUUGUCCCCGAGGAAUUCUGGUAUAUCCAAUUAGUAGUGGACAACAAAGACAAUGGCGGAAGUACAACAUUCCAGUGGGACAGAGGCCACUUGUUUGACCGGCUAAGCGUGUUGACGUUCUACGAGACAUGCAUCGAAACCGCCGGCAACGUUGCCCAAGUAGUAGACUUAAAAUCAAAGCCAACAACGAAGUACAGACCAUUACCUCUGACCACAGUAGAGCUACAAAAAAACUGUGCGCGGUACCUGCGUCUCAACGCCAAACAAUCACUAGACGCAGCCGAAAAGCUAUAUCAAAAAGGAUUCAUAUCGUAUCCCAGAACGGAGACUGAUACUUUCCCACGCGCAAUGGACUUGAAAUCCCUAGUGGAGAAGCAAGCUCAAUUGGAUCAAUCCUCCGCAGGCGGCAAAACCGCUUGGGCGUCGUACGCGGCAUCGCUGCUGCAACCUGAAAACACAAGCAACAACAACAAAUUCAAGCUUCCACGAAGCGGGUCCCAUGACGACAAAGCGCAUCCCCCAAUCCACCCCAUCGUAAGUCUAGGACCUGAAGCAAAUGUUUCGCCCGUGGAAAGAAGAGUAUACGAGUACGUGGCCAGACACUUUUUAGCAUGCUGCUCAGAGGAUGCUAAGGGCCAAUCGACGACCUUGGUCUUGGACUGGGCAGCUGAACGUUUCUCCGCCUCAGGACUCGUAGUCCUCGAGAGAAACUUCCUCGAUGUUUACCCUUGGGCCCGGUGGGAAACCACCAAGCAGUUACCGCGACUUGAAAUGAAUGCCCUUGUAGACAUCGCGAAGGCCGAAAUGAAGGCGGGCACUACGGCACCGCCUAAGCCGAUGACCGAGAGCGAGCUCAUCCUCCUCAUGGAUGCAAACGGCAUCGGCACUGACGCCACCAUUGCAGAACACAUAGACAAAAUUCAAGUGCGUAAUUACGUCAGGAGCGAAAAGGUAGGCAAGGAAACCUACUUACAGCCCACGACCCUGGGUGUCUCACUGGUACACGGCUUCGAGGCCAUCGGCCUCGAAGACUCCUUUGCAAAGCCGUUCCAGCGUAGAGAAAUGGAGCAAGAUCUCAAAAAAAUUUGCGAAGGUCACGCCUCCAAGACUGAUGUUGUAAAGGACAUAGUCGAAAAGUAUAGGAAAUACUGGCACAAGACGAAUGGCUGCAAGAAUACCCUCUUGCAGGUUUAUGACCGUGUUAAGGCAUCUAUGUGA